AUGAACGAGUACAGAUAUACGAAAACGGCUUCGGUACUCGGCAAGCUCGUGCACGUGAUACGAAUUUUCGGCGUGUUCACCGCCAUCGGUAAGACGCAUUUGGUGUAUUAUUAUAAGUAUUAUAUUGUUGAUUUAACCCCCCCCCCCUUCCAUUCCCCGAAUGAUGCCCAAUAUAAGAUAAUCGCCCUAUUAUAGAAUACGUCUGUACGCUACUGAAUGGUUUCGUGUGUGCUGCGUGCGACCCGGAGCUAAUAUACACAGCGACUGGACCGGUCGCCACUUAUGGGUCGCGUCUUGUUUUUCUCCUUUAAUAUUAUAUUAUAUACUUGUCCCGAAUAUACUCAAUAACACUACAAUAAGUUAGUUGAUGUUUGUCUUCUAAUCAUAGGCGAAGAUAUGAUUUAAUUUUUAGGGGACGAGGGUGGACUACUUUAAUGAUGAACAAAAAAAAAUGUAAUAAACCAUAACAGGUCAUUUUAAUUCCGGAGUGAAUAUCAUGUUUAGGUGGCUAGAAUAACUAUUUAUUUAUUUUUGAAAAACUUUACGGGAUUUAAGGAUGAUUAAUAUGGCUAUAACCCCCUCCUAGCCACCCCAAUAUCCACCUAUAAUUCUAACCUCCAGAUUUUAGUGGUUUUAACUGCACCUAUUUAUAGUCGAAUUACACUCAUUUGGGUUAUCUAAAAAAAAAAAAAAUAGAUAAAGGUCGAACUGCGUUUCAAUAAAAAUAUUCGAAAAAAUAAACUUAUUUUAAAAAUUGUUUAUGCUCACAACUAUUAAAUUGAAGGUCUGUCACAUCAAACUAUCACAUCAAAUAUGAAAAAAUAUAUACCUAUGUAUAUCGUGAAAACAACAUUUGGAUUGUUUUUUUGAUUAUGAAAAUAACAAAAAACAAUCCAAUUUUACCGAAAUCGCUUAAUAACAUCCACACGAUACUAUUAACAAAUUACAAAAUUAAUUGAAGAAGAUUUUUUUGUAAACAACAAUUCUGUGUAAAUUAGUAUAUUUUUAAAACUGUAAAUAGGAAAUUAGUGUUUUUGGACCUUUUUUGGCAAGUUCGGCCAUUUAAUUUAAAUAAAAAAUGAAAUUCGAAUAUAUUAAAAUCAUACAACUCUCGUGGCCAUAUUUUCCCGACUGGAUUUAAAGACAGGCUACAUUAGAGAUCAGUGACAGCGUGACGUUUUUUCAUUUUGUAUGAAGCAGUUUAAAUAAAAAUACAAAACACUUCAUACAAAUCAUGACCAGAAGAAUUAGAAGACGUAAUUAAGGCUACUCUAGACAUUGCUGUACUUCGCCUUGGUUGUUAACAUAUUAACAUAAUAUAUUAUAUGUAUAUCUAUUAUCUAUAAAGUUUAGCGUUCAAAUUAUUUCCUCAUGGGGGGGGGGAUUUUAUAGUAGAAAUAGAAGUUAGUUUUUUUUUUUAGUUUAAAAUAAAAAUUUAAAAACCCGUUGGUUUAAAUGUAGUAUUACUUAAAUUAAUUAUUAAGUAGGUAAUUAACUUAAACUAUUGUUGAUGAUUGAAAAAUUAAAUUGAUCAAAUAUUUCAAGUAGAUAGGUAAUACCGUAAUUUCUUUCUCAAUUUCGUUGUGCUCAGUCCUGGAUUAUUUUUUUUUGAACAUAUAAUAUUCAUCUAUAAUAAUAAUUAUUGUAAGAUAUUUAUUAUGAAUAAACAAUAAUCCAUUUCAUUAUCAAAGAAUUUUUUAUUUUUUUUUUUUUGAACAGAAAUACAAAAUAGAUAACUAUUAUUAACUAUUGUAAAAAUAAACAAAAAUAAUAAAUUUUCGAUUUUAAAUUCUUCGUCCACGAUUAUACCUAUAGAUAAUUGUUAUGUGGCUGACUAUGGAAUUAUUUUAGUCAGUUUAGUUGUAUCGUAAAUCGUAAUGUAUAGUAAAUCACAGUGGCUACUCGUAACUUAUUGGAUGUCAGGACGAUCGCAGCCCCUGUGUAAAAUUGAAGGCGAAGACAAUUUACAAUUUUAUUUUAAAUUUAUCAAAAUUGUAUUGUUCAGUAUGGUUAUUAUUAAAAUUAGAUAAUAAUAAUAUACAAUUAUUUCAUCAUUAAUUUUGAAGUUUCCUGUGUGUGACGUGCGUAUAAUUUCACGAGAGCACUAACAUCCAAUACGCUGAUAAGCACAAAGUGGCUAGUAAUAAUAAAAUAAUAAUACCUAUCAAGAAUAAUGAGUUUUCCUAGGUCUUUUCAAUUCACAGGCCCGCAGAAAGCAUUAUAUCUGAUGAUAACAUUUAAGAUAAGAGUGGUUAAUCACUAAUAGUCGUAAACAUAUUGUUUGGUAUUAAAAAAUUAUGUGUCUUAUUAUAUUUUUGGAAUCUUAGGACGGGGGACUUUUUCAUAUUGUCGUACUCCCUUUAUCAGCGCCCACGAGCCACCACUAAUAAAUCGUAAAUAAUUAUCAAAAAUAAAUAAAUUAAUAACAGUAAAAAUUGUAAUCACGUGAAUCAUUAUUCGACUUCACUGAGCAAUUUUUCGGACAAUAACUUUUGCUCACUCUUAAUGUAACAGUGCACACAUAUGAAAAAUGAUAUUAGAUCAUAUACUUUCGUAUACGGUAUAAAAUUUCAAUCCUGAAAAUUCAGUUUUUGAUAAAUGAUAACAAAAAUCAUAAUGCAUUUUUUUUUUAAAAUAAUUAAAGUAAUUGGGUGUCUUACCAAAAUCCCUAGUUUUUUCUCAAUUAUAGGUCUGUCCAAGAGGGGGCUGAGGGGAAUGUUUUAAAUUUACCUAUAUCAAAAACAUUGAAUUAAAUAGUGAAAGACAAUCAUAAAUACACAUUACACAAUAAAUGAAUAAACGUGAAUCAUUCACACAUGUUUCAUUAUUUAUCAAAUGAUACAAAUGUUAUAAUUUAGUAAUGAUAUUCUUUCAUCAAUGGUGGAGAAUGGAAUUUGUCAUUAGAUCGCAAAAAACUAAUGUACAGAACUCACUAACAAUUUAGUUAAACUCUUCAAUUUUGGUAGUCUAUUCUAUUAUAUAUCUAUGUAUAAAACGUAUAUAAUCUGUGAUAGUAUACUAUCAAUUAUUAUAGAUAAAAGUCCAAAUGAUGAAAAUCGAAAAAAUAUAAUGUGAAAUCAAAAAUUGAGAAAAAAACGUUUUUAUUAUUAUGCAUCGCAAUUUCAAUGUAAGUUAGAUCAAAUUCCGCAGGUCAAGCCUGUACAUGACAAGCACGACCCGUAGACACACCUAUGUCCUCAACAAUUGACGAAUCUUCAAUAUUUUUCCUAAGAAAAAUAAAAUAAAUUUGAAAAAUUCCCAGCCAUAGAAACACUGGUGCCGAUUACACCAAUACACCACUAUACACUAGUACGAAAAUUCACUAAAUUUAUCGCCACUACUUCCGCAUUCACACGGUAAAAACCACAGCUAUAAACACUAUUUACAUCCAUUGGCUAUAUACUUCGUGGUUACCGUAUAUUACAAGAAAAUACAACUAAUAUAAAGAAUUGAUAAACUAAAAUAUGACAAGUAGAAUAUUUUUAUCAUAAAAUUGAAAAUACUCAAUAUUUAUUAUUGAUAAAUUAUUAUCACGGCUAUAGAUACUAAUUAUCGGCGUUUGGCAGUUGGUAGAUUAUAGGGUUAUUUUAAGGAUUAUCCUGUGGCGAUAACAUCAUUGGGUUUUAAAAUGAGAACCUACAUGUCUUGAGGAAAAUUAUGCAAAUUUCUGAAUUUUUUGAAAAUGUUGAGAUAUUGUAAUCGAAAUUUAAACGUAAAGUUUCUGAGUUAUUUUGUUUUAAACACUAAAUCUUUUACGUGGAUUGCAUAUCAAAUGUUUCAUGUGUAUAAAUAAUUUCUUGGUUUUAGUUAUUUUUGUUUAGUAUUAGAAAAAUAAUAAUAUUUUUCGUUCAAAUUUCGAUAAAAAUACGUCAACAUUUUCAGAUAAUUAUCUGGUUGACAAUUGACAUUAAAACAUGUAAAUUUUCAUUAAUAAAACCAAAGUUGAUAUUGUCACAGGAUAUUCCUUAAGUGUCAUGAAAAAUCGUAAGUAUUUAAAAAUAUUGUCAAUCAUUACAUUUAAAAAUUUCACAUAUCAGAAUUUUAAUUUAUGCAUAAUUUAACCAUAAAAAUGAAAUUGGCACUGAGUAUCCUUAAAAAAUCAUUCUGUAUUUUAUUAUAGAUAUUUAAGAAAAAUACUCCCCUCAUCCCCCCCCCGUGAAAGUGUCACAUAUUCACUCACCCACCUUAUUUGGUCAUCUAACAGCUGCUUCUUAGGAUAAUAUAUUAAUAUUCAUUCAAGUUGCCACAGUAAAAAUACUUCCCAUGACCUCUAAAAAAAAAAUCAGUAUGCAUCGCUCUCGGAUCAACAUUAAAAUUCGGUUUUAGUACCCAAAAAUAAAAUAAUUUCGCAUUUCAAACAUAGAAUAUAAAAAUAUUUUUAAAACAUUUCACCGUGAUAAAAACCGUAAAAAGUACUUGGUUAUUAUAUUUGUAAAUUUUUAUUAUAUUCGAAUUGAUCAUUUAAAAACACGUUGACAAAAGUUGAACGUAAUAUUGUUAUACCUACUUAUACCUACAAUAUUGUAAAUUCAUUCAAUUGUUCAACAUUUGAACCUAAUAAAAUUAUAAUAAUUUUUUCGGAAAAAAAACCUUCAGUAAACCUGCAUUUUUUUUUUUUUUGAGGGGUAAUUACCGGUCACUAGGGUCAUCUCGUUUAACAACCAAUCCUCCAGGUCUCUCUGUGCAAUAGUGGGUUUUGACUAAGCCCACUUAAGCGUCCUACUCUGGAUUAUAUCCAAUAUGCUUGGCUUCUGAAAGAGUUCCUCUAGUCCUUGGUUUUUCCUUAUUCUCCAUCCCUCAGUUAUCUCGUCUUUUACUCAGCCAAAAAUCUUUUUUAGGAUUUUCCUCUCUAGAAUGGUCAAUUUAUUUUCUUUCGUUUUCCUUAAUGUCCAUAUUUCUAAUCCGUAUGUAAUUAUAGGGCGUAAUAACGUAGUAUAUAAUUGUAACUUUUUUUCUCUCGAUAGGGACCGUGACCUUAGUAUCUUUGUGACACCCGCAUUAUGAUAUUAUAAACAUAUUAAUUUUAUAUAAUUUUAUUAUUGAACGAUCCCCGGAGUUUAGAGCCAAGAGCCGAAUAUACCUCUCGUAUAUUAUUUGAAAUAUAAAUCUGACUACGAUAUCACCACCGACCUCGGAGGUACAGGUAUGCAUAUGUGUACUGCAGGAUGAUGAAAUUUCCAUAAGACAUUCAUAUUAUAUAAGGUAUAAUCUCGAAACAUACAAUAUUAAAUAUAUUAUUAACGAUUAGUCAAUUUAUGAUAAUAUUAUAAAUUUAGGUUACCGUAUUAUUUUAUAGUACUAUUUAUGAUGGCCAUCGAUAUUUUUUUACCGUCAAACACAAGUAAUCUAACAUAUUUUAAAACUGUGAAAUAUGUCUUAAAUAAAAAAAAAAAAAAAUUCAGAAAUAUUAUAUUUAUAUAUCUAUUUCCGCGAGAUAAUAAGUGUCUGACGGAAAAUGUUUGGCUUUCUGAGAGUCUGUAAUCUGCGUAUAUUAAACCGUGUUCUCUUGUUUUUCAGUCAUGUUCGGGGUAGGAGUCGACAUAGCGAUACACCAUUACCAAUUUGGAUUAUACGUCAUGUGAGUAUAUAUUAUUACUGUUACUAAAAUUUACAUCGUUGUUUUGAUUGCGGAUUUGAUUUUCAAAAUCUCUCCUCUCCGUCAUACUGACUCCUGCAGGUGUUUAUUAUACGAUGUACGGCAUACAUGUUACAUUUCACAUGUUAGUUACAAAGUCCCUGUUGAGGUUAGGUUAGAAUAAGCCGCAUUUUAUUUACAUCAUAUAAAUGCGUAUUGUAAAAGAGAUUAUAUAUGAAUAUAUCAACGUCUCCAACGAAGACUAUUGUAACUCACUUGUUACAUAUUUUCAGGAGAGCAAAACUAUAAGCCUUAUAAAAAAUAAUUCCCCUAGCUGCACAUGGGUUAGGUAAUGUUAUACAGAAACAAAAGGCCUCUAUGAACGUACAUAUUACGGAUAUUUACCUAAAUAUUUUAGAUUCGGAACGUAACGAUAUAUAUCUAUAUAUAUAUAUAUAUAUAUAUAUAUAUAUAUUGGUUUUAAAAUGAUAUUUUUUUUUUACUGUAUACGAAAUAUCUACCAGAAAUCUUGCUUUAAUGUUUCAAGUAAAGCACAUUUUUUGAAAAGAAAUUUCAUUUAGUUCAUACUUUAAGAAGCUCAUUUUUUGAUUUUUCAAGCGGUUUUUCAUAAUAAUUAGGAAAUCCGUAAAAAAAAAAAAACGUAAAAUGAAAACUGACAAAUUUACGGCACUAUAAUUUCAUUAAUUUAAAUUUGUACGCUUUAUGUUUUAUACCAGAAAUAUUGCUUCAAUAAAAACGACAAGUUAUCAUUGUUGUUGAAUUAUUAAUCUAGUUGGUGAGUAAGAAAGACGUUUUUGAUUUUUCGUGUAAUAAUUGAGUAAACCCAAAAAAUACGUAGAAUUAACAAGAAAUUUAACGAAUUUUGUUUUUUUAAUGUAAUCCAGUGUUUAAAAUAUUCGUAGAGACUUUAAAUUUAGACAAAAAGCUUAUAUUUACUUUUUCUAAAUGUGAACGAAUUUUCAAAACAUUUGGGCAAUUUUUAAGCUAUUUAUAUUAUAUAUAACCUUUAUUUAUACACCAUUCCACCUUAAGAAUCCGUAACCAUCUGUUACAACUGUAAACCAUCGUCCACUAGAAUAUUAAUAAUGGUUUUUUUUUUUAUUAUAAUAAACAUUUUUUUUCUUUAAAAUAAAACGUUUGUAUUUUAAGGACAACAUUUAUUCAAAACGUUUUUUAGAACGUUAGAGUUAGGUUAUGAUUUCUGGGUUAUAAUGUCAGACUCUCUCAUUAUUAUUUGAAUAUUAUCAACUGUGCAAAGUUUCACCAUAGAGGUCCUAAAAAAACUGUAGAUUUGUGUAAAUAACAAACAGAUGGCCAUUCAAAUUGAUAUAUGUAUCUUUGCUCCUAAGAAAAAAGGGCUCAAGUCUUAAAGGCUUAGGUUAAAGGGCUAUAGUUUUCAAUAAAAUCAAAUUAAAUUUUGAAAAUAAUUGUUAAAUGAUAAAAUGGCAUAUUUAUUAAAAGGCUAAAUUGCUAAAUGGCAAGGUUAAAUGGACUAACCUAAAUAUGGCAUUCUAAAUUACUUAAAUCGUAUAGUUAAAGGUAAUAUGAUUUAUGUUUUUUUUUGGCAAACAAGACUUUUGUUUUAUUUUACAAGUCUUAUGAUCAUAAGUGACUUAAGAUAUUUUAAUUUUGAGUAUAACCUGUGUUAAAAUCUACAUACAUCAAUCUAUACCAUUUUAACUGAAACAUAAAGGGAAACAAAUUCACGAAAAAUAAUUCUAAAAAUUGAUUUCAGCACUUCUUUUCUAUGGAUUAAGAUCAAUGAUAUUAUAAAAGACGAACAUUGACGCCAAUAAUUUAUAAAAUUGGCUAGCUAAAUUUUUAAAACUUCGGCGUUAUUUUACAUGUACCUAUACGAGUAUUAUAUAAAUACACUGUUUGUAUUUAUAGAAAAUUGUUAUCCUAACAGGCAUGUUGACUAAUAACUUUCAUAAUAAAUAUAAUAAUAAAACGUCAACAAUACACAUUAUAUGUAUAUAUAUAUGUUUACAUAUGUGACUACAAUGCUGCAGAAGGUCGUUUUGUAAUAAAUAUAUGUAUGGCGUUUUUUUUUUAUUGACGUUUAAAAUAGGUAUAAGUAAUAUAUACGAGAUAAAAAUAUUAUUGCAGUUUUCAAGACAUAAAUGUUUUUAAAAAACACGAAAUAAUAUAGAUAUUAUAUUCGAUUACAUUGAUUAAGAGACUGAAUUUCAUAAAAUGUAAUGUUAAUAGAAUUGUUUUUAAGGUUUCGAAAAAAAUCUAUGAGUUUGAUAAAUAUAUGUACAGACUACAGAGAGAUUAACAUAAGAUAUUUAUUACCUCAAAAAGAUAUAACUUCUUUUUUUAGAGAAUUAACUCUAAAAUGUAACAUUUCCGUCAUACUUUCGUUAUUUCAGGAAAUGAAAUCACUACACACACUUUUGAUGUUAUUAAAAAUACCAUUAUUAGAUUUAAGAUUUAAACAAAGUUUAAGUGUAAGACAUUUUGGUGUUGUAAUUUUUAAUUUUAAUUUGCUCGUUGAACUUUUAAGUUUGCCGUUUUGUGGAUAAAAGGAGAGUAGAGGAGCAUCACUUGUGUACCGCGCGGCGUUUGAAUAGUGCUCCACUACUCUCUUACUACCAAAACUUAAAAGUGAAAUACCUCGUCAAGGAGUUGACAGGGGGUUGAAUCCAAAAUGUAUUUAAACUGAAACUCCAUAUAUUUAUGAAAUUUUUAAUUUUAAAAUCAAAAUUUGGUAGUAGUUUCACCCAAAAAAGAACUAUUUAACAUUUUAAAGCUGUUUGUAUUUUAAAUAGUUAAAAAAUCUAAAAAAAAAUCCGAAAAUGUUAAUACUUUCCAAGAUCUUGACUGUCUUACAUUAUGAUGAUCACUAUGAUCACUUUUAUAAUGGUAAUAACAUCAGAAAAAUAAAAUCUUCAAAUCAAAAUCAAAAUUGUUUAUAUUAUUUUAUAUUCAAUUUUGUCGAAUCGGAUGUAUACCCCUUAAAACCUACCCUAAAUAAUAUUUAACUAUUCGUUAUAACUGCGUAUUACAUUGUAAUCCGUAUUCGUUUGGGGUCCCGAAAAUUAUUAUUUCAAUAUUCAACACCUAACUAUAUAUUAUAUUAGCUGAUCCUCUUUCUAUAAAAAAAAUAUUUUAACAUAAUCAAAGAUAUCCUAAAUUGUACAUGCUAAUUUAUAGUUAAUCAUAAAAAUAAAUUUAAUCUAGUAAAACCGACCUUACCUUGGUAACAUUGUAAAUUCAGUACAUAAUUCUUAUAAAAGAUAAACCUUUUAAAGUUUUAAGCACGAAUAUAUAAUAUAUAAUUUGGAAGGAGGGGAUCGCGAAUGAUUUACUACCACUGAAAUUUCUGUAUUAAUUAUAGUUUUUCGUUAGUAAAAUAAAAAUAAAAAUUGGUAAGUAAGUAAUUAUUCAAUUAUUUAAAUAUAAAAAAAACAUGUCAGAAAAUUAUAAAAUUAAAAUUAUAUAUUACCAAUACUCAAUCGAUGAAAAUAAAAUUGAUAAAAAUGUAUAGUUCAUUAUUUAGCAAUUAAAUAAAAAUUAAAUAAAAUAAAAAUUAAUUAAUUAAAUAAAAGUACAUUUAUUUUUAGAUUCAAACUCAUCUGUCGUAUUUUUACUUAUAUAAUAUUUGAUUAUUUUUUUUUAUGUAAAUUAUGGAAUAUUUUAAUCAUUAAGUAUUAAGAAAAAAAAAAUAUUUAAACAAAGAUUGAAAUAACCAAUAAAUGUAUGAGUCAUUACUCACUGUUGUAUAAAUACAUUAAAAAAGAAAACAACACUGAAACAGUUACAAUUUUAAAAUUCUGAAUUUUGUAUUCUAAUUUCAAAAGAUUAUGUGAUUUAUAAUUCAUAAUUUUUAAUAAUAUGUACCUAUAUAAGAAGAGUUAUUUAGAUUUAUAAUGUAUUUUAUAUUAAUAAUAUAUAAUAAUAUGAUUUUAUUAAAACAUUAUUUGUUUUUAUAAUGUUGGGGUGUGGGGCAACACACAUUGGUCUUUGCAACCUUUAGUAAUUUUUGCAAUGACAUUAUGUCCAAAUUACGCCACUGCAUUACUCUGUAAAUAUUUUGGGUUAUAAGAAAAUUCUAAGAAUUUAGUAAAACAUGAUAUGCAAGUUUCACUUUCUAAAAUAAAGUAUAUAAAUUAACAAUGCAAUAUUUGAAACAUUAAGUCGAAAAAAUGGAAUAAUAUAUCGUUAACUUGUUUUCCUGAAAAUAACAAAAAAAAAGCUUCUGAGAGGGGUUCGGUUGAUUGUGUUGCUUUAUUAACUAUUAUAUAUUAUAUUCUCCAUCGGCCGGAUCGACAAUAAAUUUGCGUUAUCGGUGGAUCGCGGAAAUUUUAAUCGGCCGUUUAAGACGUAAUGAGUGCGACGGAGAGAACCGUACGCGCGUUAACGUCAAAUCAAAACGAACGCUUUCGGCUCCGAAGUCACGAUUCAUUUUUUAUAUUAUAGAUUAUAAUGUAUGGGCUUAUUAUUGUAAGUGUAGGUAUGUGCAUUUUUUAGAAAAUAAUAAUAAUUACACCCGUGUGAUUUAUUAAUCAAAAAGUUAUAUACUUUUAUGAAACUUCAAUUUUUAUUUAAUAAUAACUGUUACAGAAUAAACUGUUAAAAAAAUAAACAAAUGUAUAUUAUAUUAUGCUAAGUAGCUGUACAUAACGUCGCAUUUAGUAAUUUAUCAUUUUACCACGUGCAGUUUAUUGUUAAAUACGACUCACCGAGUAAUUUUAUGAGAAUUAUAUAAGAAGCGUUGGCGUAUUUACGAGGGGCGUUUGGGAGAUAUAUCCGCUUCCCCAAUAACAUAUUUUUAAAUUCAAAUUUCUUUAAUUUUUUGUUGGACAAAUCAACAAUUUAAUGUGCAAAACGUAAAAUUUUUUUUAUUUAAAACGAGACCUGUAUCCAAAGAUAGAUUAUUAGUACCUCAGAAGCAAAUUAAGUAAUAAUUAUUUACCUCCACCGAUUGCACCUAUGUUUAUAGUUUUCGAUUUCGGUAGUAAUUUUAGGACAGAUUGAAUUUAUAAUAAUUACUUAUAUUUUAUAUAUAAAAUUAUCGUGUAUAUUUGGUAGGUCUGAGAAUAAGUCAAAAAAUAUAUUUUACCUUCUUACUCUCACCCACUAUUUUUUAAUCGCAAUUUUAGUAUUUUCGCUAAUACAUAUAUAUACACGAGCAAUACCAAAAAUUUAGUUUAUAAUAUAAUAAAUACAUUUUUUUGUUGAUUUGUGUUACCUCAGUAACAGGGAUAAAAAAAAAUGGUGAUUUAUUAUUAAUAGACAUUAGUCGGAAAAUAUCACGUGAUCAUCAAAAUCAGUCCAGCCGUUCUUGAGUUAUAAAUGAUGUAACUAACCCGGCUUUAUUUAAUUUAUAUAAGAUUUUUAUUUAUUCAAGAGUUGCCAUAGAAAAGAAAACUAUUGUAAUUAUAAUUAUUACUAUUAUUUACACUAUUCAAAUUUCACAAUAGAACACAUUUAGUCAUCCGAAGGUGGACUACCCACUUUCCAUCAAUUUGUUUUCAUUCAAUUCUAACACGGCCAAAACCAAAAAUGAAUAUGGGUAAAAUAAUAAUAAUACAAAUUGGCAGGAUAGCUAAAAGAAAUAUAUAAAUUAUUAAAAAUAGAUUUUAUUUUUUUAUUAUUAUUACCUAGGUAAAUAUACCUACACGAUAUAUAAUGUGACAAAAUUAUUUUCAAAUUUAAUAACUCUCUCCUAGGAGAAAUCCUAAGUACGCCACUAUUAUAUAUACUUAUAUAGAUAACCUGUAUUUAAAUAUAUAUAUUUUUUGCAAAGGUUCUUCGUCACCGUCCCUUUCACCCCCACGCUGCCAGCUACACCGUAUACGGUGUCGUCCCGUUUCAUAAUGCAGGUAUACGCGUAUAUUGAUGUAAGGCCAUUAAUCCUUUUUAACGAUAGUAAAACCGGAACAGGAUUUGCGCGGGUGGGUACUUAUACAACGAAAAAGAAAAAAAUUAGGUCACCCGGAAACGGGAGGAAAAAACUACCUAUAUUAAGUUAUUAAGAAGAUAUUCAUUAUUAUUGUCACACGCUCAAUAUUUAAGGGGUCACGUUAAUAGUCAAUUUUAACAGAAUUUUUAAAAAAACCCAACAUUUAUCUUCGAUUUAAAAUUGUUCAAAUUUACAAUAAGGUGCUUUAUAUUAUGCUUAUCUUAUUUUGUAACCGUGAAAUUUGUUUUCAAAAACACGCUCACGCAAAACAGAAAAAAGGUGAAUACUCUUCAGAGUGAUUUCAGAGUUUUUACUCAUUGUAAAAAUUCAAAGACAAAAACAUUAUCUAUUACAGCGAGUAUUAUAGGUUAUAACUUAAUAAUUACCUAUUGAUUUUCAAUUUACUUCAAUGAGACAGUAGAUUUUUGCAACUUUGCAAGAUUAAAAUGUGGCCUAGUUUUACAACAAGUUAUUUUCAAAUUUUAGUCUUGUUUGAUCAUUUUCAUCAUAUAGCCUAUUUCACGCUAAAUCGCAUGCCAACGAAUUUCGAGAUAAAAACGAUUUUUCGACACCAGGUAUUUAUGUUCAAAAAGAUCUCACGCUGAUACGUUCUUGAAGAAACUAAAAAACGUGCCCUGAAUUUACUCAAGUAAAAUAUUUUGUAUCCACGAAAAUGUGUUCAAAAAAUCAAAAAAACCUCAUAUGUACCUUGUAUAAAAACGCCAAUGUAUUAUAGCAAUUCAAGUUGAAACAAAUUUAUAAUAUAUCAGACAAAUUUCAGGCACGUCCUAUAAUAAUCAAAAAUUCGAUUUCUGAAACAAUACAAAAUAAUUUGAUACUAUACAUAAUUAUAAUAUUACACAUUGCAAAAUAUACAACAAACAAUUCGUAAAUAGACUAACUAUAACUAAAAAUAUAUGAUACUGCGUUUAUCGCAUCUAUUACACUGUUAAAUAUUAAUUUUAUUGUCAAUAAUAUUAAAGUCAUUUUUUUAUGGUAUUUCGUCCCUGAUUAAGAUUUAAGCUUUUGAUUUUUGAGGUUGGUUCUUCUUUUUGAAAAAAUCAACAUCCUAUUCAAAAAUACAGUCAUUGUGCUGAUCAAAUAGAAUUUAUUUGUUAAUAAAUAUAAAAUUUACCGAAUCUUACAAUAAGAAACAUGUAUAGUAUAUACAUAUAAAUUAUUAUAUUACUAUUUUUAUAAUUUAUUUUCCAAAUUUUUACAUAAAAAUAAUUAAAAAAAAUAUUAUUUUAGGAAUAUAGAAAACAUGUUUGUAUACCUGCAUUUAUGUAUAAAAUAUUAAAAGUUCGGCAUCGUGUGUUUAGUUGAUAUAUACGAGGUGUGCAUACAGGCACUUAUAGGUUAGUUUAGAUCUACACACGGAAACUUACAUAAUUAAAGAGAGAUGGAAAUAUCAAAAGGAUAACUAUAUACCUAUACCUACACCGGUGGUUUUCAUUAAACUUUGUAAAAGUUAUAAUGGUUUGUCUAUUAUGAUAUGGACAUACAUUAAUAUAAUACGAUAUAAUAUUAUAUUGCAGACAUACGAAUACAACAGGUGUUAUUUCCUUUAUAUACGAGUAAGUACACCUAUAUUUAAGCAGGGUGAGUUUAUUAGAGCUAUAGCCCAUUCGGCUUCCGUUGUUCCAAAAUUCAAUUCCUAAACGGCCUCCGACUCACAAAUACGUAUCAACUUAGGACUGUUUCAAAAGAAUUAAAACAAGAAAAGUUGAUUAAAAAUGUAUCAGUUUUUUAAUUUUAUAAGUGAAAUACAUUUUCAAUACAUUUUUGUUUCAAAGUUCAAUUAAAAAAUAAAAGUACAAUAUAUUAUAAAUAUUAAAUCAUAUUCAAGUUGAAAUGUUUUGUUUUUGAAAUUCAGGCAGUUGAAGAAAAGUUUUUAAGGUACACUUUUUUUAUAUAUUCCAUUCGAAUUAUUUUAUUAGAUGAAAAUUCGUCUAUGAUGGCCCCAACAAGCGCCUGUUUUUUUAUUGGUUUAAAUUUAUUGCUAGGAGUAUUUUCAUGACUACGAGCUUUUAUUUGCGUUCCGGAUUACAUUUUGGUCAGUAUGUCAAUAGCUUUAAAAAUAUUGAGAUGAGUGGUAUUGAAUUCCUUAUUGAAUUUAUUGUGAAACGAUUCACAUGCAUUUGUGGAUUAUUACAUUAUAUAAUGAUGAGAAAAUUUUGAACGCGAAAGAAAAAGAAUGUAUGGAAUUCACCAUAAAUACAUACAAUAAAUAUAAAUAUUAUAAAAUUGAUAUAAAAGACUAUAUGACUUUGAGUAUAUUUCAUACAUUUUUUCAUUAGUUCUAAUUUUGUACAAAAAAAUUAAACAAUGACAAAAAAAGGUCACAGUUUGCCGUGAAAAUGUUGUGAAAGCGAAGUGUGCCAUGGUCAAAAUAGUUUCAAAACCACUAGUAUAGGUUCUCACUUAAAAAACCAAAGUUGUUCUCUCUAAAGGAUACUCCUUAAAUGUUGUGAAAAAUCUUGAUAUUAGAUAAUAUCGGCUUUAACUAUAUACACUUAAACAUUUCGAAAAUCAGAAUUUAAAUAUAUGGAAAAUGUAACCAAAAAAAUGAGGCGAGCACGGUCAGUAAAUCAUCCUGUAUAAUAUAAUAUAUUAUAAUAUGGUGUUCGAAUAUUGUUGUUUUACGAGUGGUUUUGAAACUUCCAUCAUCUCACCGAAAUAAUACUUAGUAUUUUAUAGUGUACAGUUUAGAACUUAUAUUAUAUAGGUAAUAAUAAACUCCAUACAAAAAUGUGUAAUUAAUUAUAAAAUAUCGAAUAAUAAUACUAUAGUAAUUGAUUUUUGUUUUAUCGUACCUACAUAUCUGUUCACAGGGUCAUGGCGUUGUUGGUGUUUUUUUUAGAAAUAACUUGGGCCAUUACGUUGUUUCUAAACGUGUGUAUUAAGUAAGUUGUAUUAUAAUACACAGUUAUCCAUUUAACAAUAAUAUUAGAAUACUAUGUUAUUUAUUUAUAAUUAUUGAAAAUAAACGAAAAGUAUAGAAAAAAUAAAAUAUGUACCAAAACACGAAAAAUCAUUUAAAUGCGUAGUAUAGGCACUUAAGUAAAGAAUUGCAUCUAUGCAGUCGGUAAAUAUAAGUACAGUACAGUAUACGCUGGAAUGAACGAUAUUGUGUCGCGGGCAAUCACGACAGUCUUCAUCAAAAUGUUAGUUUCACUUGGAAUCUUCAACAUAAAACGUUAAUUCAUUUUAAAUACGCCAGUUAUAUAAGCAAGUGAGUUGGCAUAGCAUAUUACAGCGUAUUAUCUCUUUCGAGUAUACUCGUAUAAUUACGCAAUAUUAAAGCCGUUUUACUCAAUCCGAACAUAAUAUUAUGUAGUAUUAAAUUAAAGGCUACAUAAAAUAUAAUAUACAAGGCGAUCCAUUUAAGUGGAUAUACUCAUUAUCUCGGAAAAUAUUAACUUUUUCAACAUUUAUUUCCUGACAAUUUCAAAACCAAGUAGCUCCAUUAAUUUUGUCACCCCUAAUUUUUGAGGUGAAACGAUUACCGUCUACCUAAUUUUGAUUUUCAAAGUCACAUACUAAACCUGUAUUAAAAAUUCGAUGAACAGAUGGAAUAUUAUUUUUAAUAAAUUUUGGUGUUGACAUUUUUGAUUUCCGUCAACAGGUAUAGAAACAACAAGAGGGAUGCUAGGGGUCUGUAGCACCUCAAGAAUUAAAAUUAGCAUCCCGAAAAACCCAAUCGGCUCUUUCAUAGUAUUGAUUACAUAUUUUAUUCAUUUAUUUCAUAAUAAUUAAUGAAUAGAACAAAAUACAAAUUUUCUACCGACAAUGCGUAUGUGUAUAAAAAAUAAUGUUAAAAUAGUUAUGAUACAUUUGUGUAUAUAAGAUUUUAAAUAAACUGAGCGAAAGACGAUUCGAACGCAGUUCGAUAAUACAUAAUUUGAAGUGCCGUAAUUUUUUUGCGAUUUUCGUUUAAAUUUGAUUUAAAAACGCUUAUUAAAAAAAAAAAAGUUUUCCGAUGAUUUUGAAAAUUUUACCACGUCUAGGUAAGUUCAAUAUAAAUAUUAUUAACAAGUUUCAAAUCUCCAUCUGCGUGUAUUUACAACCGAAUUACAGUAAAAAACUCCCAAAUAUUUAAAUUCCUUAAAAGCUCAAAAGUGGCUCAAAAGUUUUGGCGAUGAUACCGUAAGUAAGUGAAUCAAAAAGGCAACAAAAAAGUAUUUUGUGAUUUUUCGAUUAAAUCUUUUUAUCUGGUAGAAAACGUCGUUUGUGUUUUUAAAAAAAUAAUGAAAUCAUGAAAUUGAACGUUUUCCUACGUUUUUUCCAACUUAAGGGCAUUUAUUUAAAAAAUGGCGUCGAAAAUCAAAAAAAUACAAUCUAAACAACUUGAGCUUUCAGAAAAGUUGUGGUUCGUAAAGAUCGGGGCAAGUUUACUAGGAACAUAGUAUCCCAAACAUAUCCCCAAACUAGAAAAAAAAAAAAAACAAAACAGCAUUAUAAAACCGAUAGCUCCCCUCGCUACGCCCGGGAUCUAAAAUUAAUUUAAACCAAAAUUAUUGCAAUACCGAAACUAUAAGUAGGUACGUUAAGAUUCACUUAGAUUUACCAAAUGGACAAAAAAUUAUUAAAUAUGUUAUAAAUACCUACCAGAAAUCGUACCUGAAGUUGACAAUCGAAGCUAAAUUUCUGGUAGAAAUAUUGUUCACAAAUAGGCAGAAAAAUAAUGCACAUUAUAGUAAAAAACCAAUACAUUUCUCGUUAUCCUUGUAAUCGAAAGUCCCUCUCGACAUUCUUCUCGUACUGAUUAUUAUAUUAAUUAUAAACAUAAUUCAUCGGUGACAAUAAAACAUUGUUUGCGGUAUUUUAAGAUUUUAUUGACAAUAGGUAUUCACCUAUCUGUGUGUGUGUGUGUGUGUGCUCAAAUAUUAGCCAUAGUAAUAGUAAUAUUUUUAUUAUUAUUUUACGAUUUUUAGAAACGAAUUCAGCCCGAUAUUCAACUUCUGGGAAGUGGUACUGUGGUUGCGGCUCUGGAAAAAAUCACUACUGUACACGGUUUUCGCUGUAGUGCUUUUUUUUUGGCCUCACGGCCUUUGGCUAUCUAACGUGGCAGGUCCGUAUACUAUAUUAUGUUAAAUAGUUAAACCUACCUACACACAAAUAUUUUCGAUUGGUACUGGCGGUACUAUUUUGUGACGUUUUAUACACGUGUUGAGCAGUGGCGUAUCUGGAGUUUAAUUAAGGAGGGGGUAGUUUAAAAAUUGUAAUACGCGACAAAAUAUCGCGAGAGAUUUUUUCGCCCCUACAAAAAAGCAACAGUUAACAUUUUUUUACAAUUCCUCUUCUUGGCAAUUAAAAAAAAAUAGUUUAUAGGAAUAAACUAUAAUUAAUAAUAUACAUAAAACAAAAAAUUAAAAAGGUGUGUACGUAUAAUAUCUAAGUUACAAUUAAAAGCCAAAAUCGAGCAAAUCUCAGAAAUGUCAAAAUUUAUGGACGUUACAGUUUUAUCCAAAUGAUGUUGGUCACUACAAUAUAGAUUUGAUGGGAAAAAGCCGAAAUAUGACGUUUUGCCCGGGUAUUUCUGAAAUUAACACGAUUUCGGCGCUUACCCAUAACGGCCGUAUCAUAAUAUGUAUACAUUAUGACGUAUUCAUUUCGAAAAAAUAUUUACGAUUUUACAACAGUAUUGAUUUUUUUUUCUCCUACAAACCAAUCUAUGAUGAUUACUGUUUGGGACAUCCACAUCGAUAUCCCUAUAUCCAUAUGUCGUUAAGUACACGUAAACAACACGUCCCUCCAGAUGACAGAUUUCCGGGCGAUCCCCACCACAAAUACGUCACUGGUGUAAGGGAGAAAAACUCAAAUAAAAAUGUAGCACUGAGAUGACAUAUCGUUUCACCAUUUAUAAUACCAACUACAAACUAAUGCAACUAGAUUUUAAAGUCCUUAAAAAAAUAUGUCUUUCUAGGUGCCCUACUGUUGUGGCUAUCGUUUUUGUAUAUAAUCGUCACGUUCAAAGACUUUUUGCAAAAACGUUCGGAUUUCGUUAUCGUGCCCAAGGGACAGGCGUCCACUUCGUACGACCAGUAAGUGAACUCCUCCACCCCCAUCCAUAACCGUGUUAUAAUAAUUGAAUUAUGGUAUUUGAAGGACAGCGGGUUUCUUGAAUAGGCACCUAUAAAAACAUUAAUUGAAAAUCUCGGAACAAUAACCAGAUAUCUAUAUCUCCAGAUUUAGGUCAAAAUCACUUUUUGAGCGUAAGUUACGAAGACAAAUAUUGUACAUCGAUUGAUACAAUAAUCAAACAAAUCCGUACGUUAAAUUCAAAGAUAGGUAUCUAUUUUAAAAAUGGAUAUGUGUGGUGUUUUGUAUGGUGCAACAAAACAAAAGGUAUGUGAGGUAUAUAUUUCUCGAGCCGAUUAAUGGUAGCAUAUUUCCGGGGAUGUCUGGUUGUUGCACCAAAUAAUCAUCAUUAAAGACCGGAUUUUGCAUGAAAUGCACGUUGCUAUUUUCAACAUCAUAUACAUGCAGUCAAUGGGUGUCCGUGAAUCAAAACCUAACUGAUUGAAUAUCAAAAUUUUAUACUGCAUACUUUUGCAAAGAUACACCUCACGGCAGUGGCGGCUCGUGGGUUUUUAAUGAAGUAGUGCACACCCAAAAAAAAAAAAANUUCGCCCCCAACCGAUUCGAGUUAUCGAGGUUCCACUGUAUAUUAUAAACUGUAUUAAAUAAUUGUUUACAAACUUUAGUUAUUUACCAAUUACCUUUUAUUCUUAUUUCCAUUCUUUACCUAAGCGACAUCAUUAAAUUUUUGACCAAAAAGUAAACAGGGAGAACAAUACAAAACAAUUAGUUUCUGAACAACCAUAAAUCCAGCCAUAGGUUUUAUAUAUAUUAUUAUUAAAUUUUCUUACAUAUUCUCUCGUUUCACAUUUAGUAAUAAAUGUUUAAUAUUUAAGUCUGGAGUAGGCCUACCUUUAUUUUUUAUUUCCAUCUUUUUCUCCAACGAGAUUUUUGAAAAAUUGCAUUGCAGUAUUUUCUGUACUGAAUUCAUUUUAAAAAUUGAAAACAAAUACACGAAUAAUAAUAAACGUAAUGUCGGUCGUCGAUAGAAAACAGAAACACGAUUGUUGUUUUGAAUUUCCGAUAAUGAUUGACUAGCCAAUAUUAUCAGCUGAUAAUCGGAAUAUAAUAAAUGAAUGAGAGUAAAAAUAAACUAUAAUGCUGAUGCCGACGCGCAACGACACGNAAAUGUGCACACUAAUUCCAUUAUAACGCGGGUUGCGUGUUUCGGCUUGUUUUAAUUUUUACACUGUACAUAUGUGCACAACUCCCACCACUAUAAUACACACCGAUACUGUUCCGUCGCGCGGACAACAGUCCGGCUAUUUGGCAAUCGAAAUAACGCAAACUAAAUAUUAUAUUAUUUUCAUAAUAUUCUGAAUUUAUAAUUUUAUAUUUUGAAAAAUAAUCUUAAUAAUACUACAGGUACUUAGUAGUUAAUUGUAUUAUUAUGAUUUAUGUUUUCAAUUUUUCUUGAGUUUGGGUAGGUAGUGCACGUGCACUUGUGCGCAUGUAAACGAGCCGCCACUGCCUCACGGUCUAAUAAGGUGUCGAACAAAAACAAAAAGAUUAUAGGUACGUUAAUAUAUCAAAUAUUUUACGUUACAAAGAAUAUUCGGACGCUAAAAAUUGCUUAACUAAACUUACAUAGUGGAAAAUUGGGUUUAGCUGUUUUAUCAAGAUUAUUAUCCUUAGAUAAAAUUUUAUCAACGAGAUUAGGUUGAUAGAAUUUCCUGCUACAUUUAUACCAACACAAUUUAUUGUUAAUAAAUCUUUUUUUGGAAAAAUACACGAACACAUACCAGAUGAAAGUACGUUAAGAAAAACUAUUUCAGUAAAUGUUAUAUCGACGUUUUACAAAAUAUUCGAGAAUAUAUAGACAGCUCGUACAUUUUUUUUGCUGAUGAUGAAACUACUGAUCCUCGAGUUAAGUAAGUAAUACAUUUUGUUGUUGGUAAGUUGAAUGCCGAUUCGCCUUCGAAAUCAUAUCUUUUAACAUCAAGAGUUCUCGAAAAAACCAAUAAUUCAACUAUAGCACAAUGUGCAAACAAUUCCCUUAAACUAUUGUGGCCCGAAGGUAGCAAUGAUGACAAAGUUUUGUUGAUGUUAUCUGAUGCUGCUCCUUACAUGACGAAGCUGCACACAAUUUAAAACCAUUUUAUUCGAAUCGUGUAUAUGUAACUUGUGUUGCUCAUGGUAUCUACCGAAUCGCCGAAAAAAUUAUGCAUACUUUUCAUGACAUUAACAAUUUAAUUAAUUAUGGAAAAAGGUUUUUUAUAAAACUCCGUAAAGAAUUCAUUUAUAUAAAGAAAUAUUGCCAAACACACCUUUACCACCACAGCCAAUAAUUACCCACUGGGAUGCUUGGCUAGAGUCAGCAUUCUUUUAUGAUGAAGCAGAAACCAUUAAAAACUGUAAAUCAAUUUUAAAUAAAUUAAAUGUAAAACAUGAUCUUGUCAACAUUAAGGCAAUUUUUUUUUGAAAGCAUCAAAAAGCUUGAAAAUUCUAAUUUGUCACUUGUAGACUCAUUAAACAUUUUAAAACAAGUGGAAAAUUCUUUCAAUGAACUUCUUACGAGCGCCAAUAGUAUAAUUAAAACAAAAUUUAAAAAUUUUUUCGAUAAAAAUAAAGGACUAAUGGUUUUAAAAGAAAUUUCGAAAAUACUUCAAAGUGACAGUGCUAACUUCAACGAUUUGCAUGUUCCAAAUUAUUCACCGAAUGUAUUAGCCAAUUUUAAAUAUGCAAUAAUAACCAGAGUUUACAUUGAACACAGUUUUUCAUCUUACAAGUACAUACUUACAGAUCAUUGUCAUCAUUUUACAGAAAUAAACAUGGAACACACUUUGAUAACUUAUUGUUUUUCCAAUAAACAUGUCUAAUACUUUAAAUUUGUUGUACUUUUUCCGUAUUAUAUACCAAUAUAUACUAUUAACUUAUUUACUUUUUUUGUUUAUGGAAAUUUUAAUAAAAUUAAUAAUUAAUUAUCACUGCAAAAUUUAAAAUAAAUUACCUUGCCAUUUUUUAGUGCAUGUUUGCAUGCAUAUUUUACAAUUUAAAAUGCAUACAGAUCCGGUCUUUAAUCAUCACAUACUUCUCAAAAUAAAUUCAAUAUAUCUGGAAAAUUUUAAGUUUUUAAAUAAUUCAAUUAGUUGGUUAAACCUUUCUUCAUGCCAAAUAUAUUACUUUUAAUUUGAAUGUAUUUUAAGUGUAUCAAAGUAAGUAUAUUUUGCAGCACAACAACAAGAUAACUUCAAACUAACUUUUUUGAUUUCGCAAGUUAAAAAAAUUUGAUUUUGACCUAAAUCACCAGAAUGUAAAUGUUUAUAACAAAUUUUUAACUUUUAGUUAUUUGUUUCUACUGAAUCCUACUUUACUUGGAAAUAUAUUGAUUUUCUUCAGAGGUCUCCAAUUAAAAUAUACUUAGAUACUUGGCCAUAAACAAUAGGUAUUUAAACAUUUUAAGUACACAUUCAAUAUUUGAAAACAUAACUAAAUGUAUGCCAAUAUUCAAAUACUUUACAACACUUACAAUAAAUUAUCUAUUUAGUACCAGCUACGUGAUCAGUAAUAAUUUAUCAUAACUUACCAACGAUAACAAUACUUUAUAAUAUUGAGUAAAAUACUAAUUAACCCGGCUGAUAAACUGUAUUAUAAGAUAACCAUACAAAUUUUAUGGUUUUUCGUUUUUUAAUCGCGUGAUUUAAAAUAAUAUAGAAUAUCAUCUUCACUCUGUUGUCAUUGCUGUCAUUUUACUAGGUUUUAGAUGGAAAAAAAUUACACUUUUUUUUAUUAUAUUUUCUAGGUAUGAUGACAUUACUGAUUUAUUAGGAGACACUAUACAUGCAUCAUUGUCCGCCGACAAUCUAUCCGAACUGGACCAGGAUGGAAUUUUGGAAUUAUAA
Messenger RNA from Cinara cedri, 21433 nucleotides. The record is from the annotation of a GenBank genome assembly. Lineage: Eukaryota; Metazoa; Arthropoda; Insecta; Hemiptera; Aphididae.